AUGCCUCGUCGACCUCGUCCAACUAGCCGUGCACCGCCAAAGCGAUUGAGGGAGGAUGAGGAUGAAGGUGCCGAUGGGAAUGAGCGAGAAGAUACACCUCGAUUUUCCCAGUGGGUCCCAGAAGAAGAGCUAGAUGCAGAAAGCGACGCUGAAUCAGGGUCAGGCCUAGAAUUUAACGAAGACUCUGAAGAAGAAGAAGAAUCGGACUCUGGAUCGACAGCAUCAUCCGACGGAGACUCGGAUUCGGAUACGGACUCGGGUUCCGAACCUGAAACCACCUCGACAAAACCAUCCAAACCAGAGUGGGCAACCGCCAAACGUAAAAAAGACAUAGCCAAACGCUCAAGCAAGCAUGCACCCACUGAAAUAACUUCAAAACGACCCGUUUCGAGGCACCGAACAGUUGUGGAUGUACCUGUAAUCGAAACUCGGGACCCCAGGUUCACGCCUCUUACAGGACAACUGUCGCAAUCUCAGUAUUCCCGUUCCUACUCCUUCAUAACUGAUCUCCAAAAGAACGAAGCCGAAUCCUUACGAGCAUCUUUAGCUAAGGCUCGUAAACAGCGUGCACCAUGGGAAACUAUUGAGUCACUUGAACGGGCUCUCAAGCGGGCCGAGAGCGCUAUCGAAAAGGCCAAGAGAGAGGAGAGGGAAAGAGCUGCUCUGGAAAAGGUCAAGAAGGAGGAAAAGGAGAAAAGACAAGGGGGAAAGGGGGCAUGGUUUAUGAAGAAAUCCGAGAAGCGAGAGCUCUUGCUCAAGGCCAAGUUUGAUGACCUUGCUGCUAGUGGUGGCCAAAAUGCUGUUCGAAAAGCAAUCGACAAGCGCAAAAAGAAAAUUACCCAGAAGGAGAAAAAGGCCCGGCCUUUUAGUAAAGCCCAAGCUAGGGCUUUCUCGCAGGGUGGUGGGUCUGGCAGCGGUAGCCAGCCAAAUACAAGUGGUGGUCGCGACAAGAAGCGACGGCGCAUCUGA
Rhizoctonia solani is the source of this 969-nucleotide messenger RNA. RefSeq lists its product as uncharacterized. The transcript is spliced from 4 exons. The coding region runs from base 1 to 969 and encodes 322 amino acids. NCBI's taxonomy places the organism in Eukaryota, Fungi, Basidiomycota, Agaricomycetes, Cantharellales, Ceratobasidiaceae. Gene Ontology annotation, biological process: maturation of SSU-rRNA from tricistronic rRNA transcript (SSU-rRNA, 5.8S rRNA, LSU-rRNA). Gene Ontology annotation, cellular component: 90S preribosome; nucleolus. The record is from RefSeq and is a predicted model, not a curated record.